GUGACAUCGAGCCCGUGACGUCACGUCCCCUCCCACGGAGAAACUCGACACUGCGUUGCCGCCGCCGCCGCCGUUGCUGCAGAACGUGGACGUGGAAGUGGACGGGGACCGAACUACUCGGAGGGUCGCCGCGGUCCGGCCCGAUGAAGACGGGAUUAGCUGCCGGUGGACGACUGACUGGAGAGUGAAGGCGCCUGAGGACCCCUCCAACCAAGACCAGGAAGCACAGAGGCGAGGAUGGCAGAUAUAGGAGCCACCCUUGAUGAUUGUGUGGAGGACGGAGAUAACCUGCAAGGCUCAGCAUCAACGCCAAAACAAGACGGACGUCAUGCCCAGUGGGAGGCUCCAGAUGGGGGUUGGGGUUGGGUGGUGCUGGGAGCCACUGUCCUUGUCCAGGCCUUAACACUGGCCUUCCCCUCCUGCCUGGGUAUCUUCUACACUGAUCUACAGACUACUUUCCAAAGCAGCAACAGUGAGACCUCCUGGGUACCCUCCAUAAUGACUGCGCUGCUGCAUGCUGGAGGUCCUUUCUGCAGCGUGCUGGUGGAGCACUUUGGUUGCCGGAUUACGGUGAUGCUGGGAGGUGUCCUGAGUGGUUUGGGAAUGGUGGCCAGUUCCUUCACCACCACCAUUAGUGAGCUUUACAUUACCACGGGGAUCAUCACAGGGUUGGGCUUCUGUUUCAGCUUCCAGCCAGCCGUGACAAUACUUGGCCACUACUUUGUACGCCGACGUGCCUUUGCCAAUGCGGUGUCAUCCACGGGUACUGCCAUCGGCCUUUCUACCUUGCCCUUCCUCUCGCACUUCCUCCGCAGCGAGCUGGGCUGGAGGGGGAGCUUCCUGGUGCUCGGUGGAAUUCUGCUGAACUGCUGUGUGUGCGGGUCUGUGAUGAGGCCUGUGGGAGGCCCACGACAUAAAGGCCAUGGCACAGCGAAGACAGAGGAGGCGGAGUCCGAGGGCCAACCACGUGACGAAAAGCUGGGGACCAGGGUAGUGAUGGUCCUGCGGAGUUUGAUGGCCUCCAUUCGGCGCCACCUGGCUUUUGACGUGUUCUGUGGCAACGUGCGAUUUCGCAUCUACUCUCUGGGCAUCACCUGGAUGAUGGUGGGCUUCAUGGUGCCCCUGGUGUACCUGGUGCCUUAUGCCACGGCCAAUGGCAUGGAGAAGAGCCGCGCGGCGCUGCUGCUCACCAUCCUGGGCUUCGUCAACAUCUUUGUGCGGCCGAUGGCCGGACUGCUCUUUGGCCUGCCCUGGUUCAAGGGCCGCCACGUCUACAUGUUUUCCGCUGCCCUGCUGGUCAACGGGCUAAGCAACAGCAUCUGCUGCGUGUCGGCCAGUUUUCCUGUGCUGCUGUCCUACGUGGUGGUCUAUGGCCUGUCCAUGAGUGUUGUGGGCGCAUUGCUCUUCACAGUGCUGAUGAAUGUGGUGGAAAUGAGCCGCUUCCCAGCGGCCCUUGGCCUGCUGUGUGUGAUGGAGAGCAUCACCCUGCUCCUCGGGCCGCCCCUUGCAGGGAUCGUGGUGGACAGCACCGGCCAGUACAGUCACGUCUUCUAUGUGUGCAGUGCCGCCGUGGCCUCAUCCGCCAUCUUCCUCAUGGUGUCCUUCUGCUGGCUGGACUAUACACAGGCAAAGAGCUCAGGUCCUCUCAGAUCACCCGCCCACAAGCCCGCCAUCAUCCUGUCCGACUGCCAAGAUGGUAUUGGUGUGCAGAAGGUGGAGGCAUCCCAGCCGAUGGAGACAGCGUUCGUCACUGUUGCCUGAUCCAUGCAUAGUGUCUAGAUGGACCGUGAUGUCUCCGUCCUUUGCCGAGUGCUUGCGGGACGUCUGGGUAGCAACCAAAGCAGGCUGACGCACACCGAUGGGGGAUGGCACAGUGCCUUAACGCAGCUUUUAGGAGCAAGUUUUAGGAAGCUGUAGGUUUGAUUCACGUGCAGUCCAGAUUUUUCCUCGUGUCUCACUCCUUCUGUCCUUAUUUCACACAGUUCAGGUCGAUUCUGGUUGCAUUACCAGGAUAAUUCACGCAAGAAAAAGGCCCAAGUGCGAGCAGCAAUGUGCAAAUCAGCAUCAGCAUCAGCUGCGGCAUCAUUACCUCACACUGGUAAACACUCUAAAAUAAAGAUUUUGACAAGACUACAAUAUGAAUUACACUAAUACCUCCAUUAGCGCUACCUCCUGUGGUGCUGUCUCACUAUGGCGCUCUUUCAUUUUAGCCCUCUGUGUACUUUAUCAUAAUACACCAUAUUUUAAAAUAUUUCUGAAAAAUAUUUCAGAGAAAUUUUUUUUGGAGUUUGUUCUUGUUGUCCAGAAAAUACACUGUUUUUGUGUUUAUGUAUUGUUAUUAAAGGUAUAACUAUUCUGCAGAGUCCUGUAUUUCACAUUGUGUUGUUCAUGCACAGUUUUGAAGUUCCAGAACACAAAUAAGCACAGAAUCCCGUCGGACACAACUUCACAAACCCUCAGCACCUCCUUCCCGCCCAGCCCCUUGGAAAUUAAGAAUAGAAGAAAGGAAUAAAAGGACACCGUGUAUCACACCCACCUUGAGCGUCUCCCAGGGGGAUCCCAUGCCAUAUGUAUAUUUCAGAUUUAAAUAACCUGUAACUGCGCACAUUUCCAUUUAUACAGUAUAAAUCUACCGUAUUAAUGACCUUUUAUAACACUGUUCCAUUUAGCGUCGUACUUUGCAAGAACACACGUUGAGCGCUAAUGGAGCUAUUAGUGUAAUAAAUAGUGUCAUGCCAUAAAAAUAUCAACAACACAACUACAAUCAAUAUAACUUUUUAUAUGGAAUAUAUUAAAUGUUGACCUAGAGAAAUAAUAUAUAAGAAAACCUGUGACUUUCUGUUAUUGACGCUGUCAAAAAACAGUGGGAAAUGUUUUUUUCUGACCUUUCCCACUUUGGACCUAUUGUGUGAUUUGACUUCUUGCAGGUAGUGAGUUUGCUUGUGUUGGCAUGAUCACUGUUACAGAGCAAAGAAUGUCCUGUUGUUUUCCAGUGCCUUCCAGGGUAUCAAAGCUACAUUUUGUGUUUGUUUUGCACCAAACAGAAUUCUUGGUUUUAAUUUCAUAUCUGACUGAUGUAUGUUUUUAUAGCACUUUUACAUUGUGUAGGUAAUAUUAGUAAUGUGUACAAUCACUAUGUACAAGACCACCUGAUUCAGGACAAUGUAAACACAACUUCUCAACAACUAACAAGUACAGGAGCUGAACUUUUCUGUGGACAUUUCAAGUUUUGUGUGUA
Molecule: messenger RNA, 3238 nt
Organism: Scleropages formosus (Asian bonytongue)
Lineage: Eukaryota; Metazoa; Chordata; Actinopteri; Osteoglossiformes; Osteoglossidae
Gene: slc16a5a
Product: solute carrier family 16 member 5a
Exons: 5
Coding region: 238-1761 (507 amino acids)
Biological process (GO): monocarboxylic acid transport; transmembrane transport
Cellular component (GO): basolateral plasma membrane
Molecular function (GO): monocarboxylic acid transmembrane transporter activity
Source: RefSeq, a predicted model, not a curated record